This is a messenger RNA of Salvia hispanica, 1370 nucleotides long. The record is from RefSeq and is a predicted model, not a curated record. NCBI's taxonomy places the organism in Eukaryota, Viridiplantae, Streptophyta, Magnoliopsida, Lamiales, Lamiaceae.
CCAUUCAUCUCAAGGUCUUCUAUACCACUUAACUUUCUUUCACCCUUCAUUUCAAAAUUAUUUUGUUUUAGUUUAAAUUAAUUACUCCAUUUGUCCCAAGUUAUUUAAGUCGUUGUAUUUCAUUUCGGCCAUGGCUAAGGUAUUUGAUUGUUCUAGAUGAUAUGUGGAACCUCAAAGCCUGGGAUGAUAUGAAUGUGAGAUCCUUGUUUCCGGAUACAAACAAUGGAAGCCGAGUUGUUGUGACAACUAGGAAUGCGAAUGUAGCCAAUCACUUGGGCGAUUAUUGUGUUGCCAUGGGUUUUUUGGAUGAGGAAAAUAGUUGGCAUCUAUUUUGUCAAAAUGCAUUUGCAGAGCAGCAAGGAUGUUGCCCUCUUGAGUUGGAGAAGACUGCAAAGAUGAUAGUUGCACGAUGCAAAGGACUCCCCCUAGCAAUUGUUGUUGUUGGAGGGAUUCUCAAGAAGUCCCCAAUGACUCUAGUCUACUGGGAGAAUGUUGCACAAUCAAUUUUGCAUUCUACAGAUAGCAAUGAGCAAUGCUUGAAUGUAUUAUCUUUGAGUUAUAGAUACUUGCCAGCUGAUCGAAAGCCAUGUUUCCUACUCCUUGGAUCAUUUCCAGAAGAUGAACAGAUUAAUGCGCCAGAUGUUAUUAAGCUUUGGAUCGCUGAAGGAUUUAUACAACAUUUUCAUGAUACCAGAUUGGAAGAUGAUGCAGCGUAUUUUUUAUGGGAUCUUCACAUGAGAAAUCUCAUAUUAACGGAACAGUUGGACUAUAAGGGGAACAUAAUAACAUUUAAAGUACAUGAUCUAGUAAGAGAAUUGUGCCUACAAAUUGCCAAGAAAGAGGAUUUUUUAUCAGUGUUUGAAACUUCACGAGGCAUAACUAGGGAGCGUCGGGUUUUAAUCAAUGGAGUGGUGAAUCAUGAAACAAUAACCACGGAUGCCCCAGUCCGUUGUCUGAUAUGCAACGGAGGUCGUUACGGUCUAAACAAUCUGAAUGACUUGAAAAUGUUGAGAACAGUGAGUAACGUUUUUACGACAUUCAUAAGUGAGUCUAUUUUUCAGCAAGUUAACUUGCGGUAUCUUAAUGUGAAUCUUGUUUAUAUCCCUCGCCGGUUUCUUUAUUAUCUUCCCUCGUCGAUAUCAUUGCUUUGGAAUCUACAAAUAUUAACAAUUAUUUUACCAAAUCAAUCAAAAGUAAUUGCACCUUAUGAGAUUUGGGAGAUGCUACAACUUAGGCAGAUUGAGGUCGACAUGAUUUGUCUCGUUGAUCCUCUUCCCGUGGAUAAUGCAAAUCACAUGGCUAUGAGAAGUCUAUACACACUUUCGAAAGUGGAGAAUUUCAGGCUUAGUGAAUGAUGCGGAGCAGGAAAC